CUUUUUUAAAAAAAAAAAAAAAAACUGUGAAGCCUCCACCAGCGAGAGAGGUUAUUUUUGUUAUAAUUGUUGAUGCUCUGGAACACUCUUCUCUUGGCUCCUUUUCCGUCUCUGCCCCCUUGUUGCUCAAGUCUGCCCCUUGAGGGCUUGGUGUCUCCGUACUCUAAGAGCAGGAUAUUUCCUCACUUCCUCCAGAGACCAAAGGUCAGACUAAUGAGCUUUAAGCCUCCAGAGAGCUUUGUCUGAAAGGAAGCCCCAGAGAAGGGCUUAUCUUGGACUCUGUCCUCAAAUAGCCAGUGAUGAAAAGUCCACACAGCUGGCAAAUGGGUGGUUGGUUUCUCCUCACUGGAAACAGGAUCCCAGCAGGAGAUGGACAGCUGCGUUGCAGGCAUUGUCCAUUGCUUUUGGGCUCUCGUGGGCCUUUUUAAGUACACUCUGAUUUUCACGGGGGUGUUUUAGACUCAAAAAGGCUGGGAGGAAAGAAUCCAUUUUGCCAAAGGGUUUAAUACAGAAGAAAAAAAAAAAGAUGAAAGAGACCUUGGCCAGAUUUAUUUAUUUAAGAGAAACCAUGAAAGUGUGAGUGAGGGGAAGGACAGAGGGAGAGGGAGAGAAUCUCAAGCAGACUUCCUGCUGAACUUGGAGCCUGCUGCAGGCCUCCAUCUCACAACCCUGAGACCAUGACCUGAGCUGAAACCAAGAGUUGGAUGCUCAACUGACUGCGCCACCCACGCGCCCCCUUGGCAGUGGGUUUGGAGAACAUUGGAAGCUCUCUGCUUUUCCCAACCAUCUCUUCACCCUGCUCUCAACACCAAAAAAGCAGCCCUUAAGCCUUGGCAAAGUCAGUGUAGCAAAGUAGAUGACGAAGACUGGGUGAGUCCCCAGCAGGGAGAUGGGAUGAUAAGUAGCAGUGGACAUGAUAACAGAUAACACAUAGAAGCAACAGGAAGCUAAGAGGAAACCAGCAAGAGGCUCUUCUGUGUUCCACCUUCAGCCAUCAAGUUCAGCACUGUCCAGGUUGUUUGUUUCAACUGGUGAUGAAAUGGGGGUGAACCAGUCCAUGAGCUUCCCACCUGUCACAGGACCCCACCAUGUAGGCUGCGGGGAUGUGAUGGAGGGCCAGGGUCUCCAGGGGAGCUUCUUUCGACUCUUCUACCCCUGCCAAGAGUCAGAGGAGACCACCGAGCAGCCUCUGUGGAUUCCCCGCUAUGAGUACUGCACUGGCCUGGCCAAUUACCUGCAGUUUAAUAAGCGCUGGGGCGGGCUGCUGUUCAGCUUGGCUGUGGGAUCGUGUCGCCUGCCUGUUAGCUGGAACGGCCUGUUUAAGGCAAAGGACUCUGGAUACCCCUUGAUCAUCUUCUCCCAUGGCAUGGGAGCCUUCAGGACGCUGUAUUCAGCCUUCUGCAUGGAGCUGGCCUCCCACGGCUUUGUGGUUGCUGUACCAGAACACAGGGAUGGGUCGGCUGCGACCACCUGUUUCUGUAAGCAGGCCCCGGAGGAGAGCCAGGCCACUAAUGAGUCGCUGGAGGAGGAAUGGAUCCCUCACCGACAAAUUGAAGAAGGGGAGAAGGAAUUCCAUGUCCGGAAUUGCCAGGUGUAUCAGAGGGUAAGCGAGUGUACUCGGGUGUUGAGGAUCCUGCAAGAGGUCACUGCUGGGCAGAUUGUUCUCAACAUCUUGCCUGAUGGGUUGGAUCUGACGACUUUGAAGGGCAGCAUCAACAUGAGCUGCGUGGCUGUGAUGGGACAUUCAUUUGGCGGGGCUACAGCUCUAUUGGCUUUGGCCAAGGAGACCCAGUUUCGGUGUGCUGUGGCUCUGGAUGCUUGGAUGUUUCCCCUGGAACAUGACUUUUACCCCAAAGCCAGAGGUCCUGUGUUUUUUAUCAAUGCUGAAAAAUUCCAAACAGUGGAGAGUGUCAACUUGAUGAAGAAGAUAUGUGCUCAACAUGAACAGUCCAGAAUCAUAACUGUGCUUGGUUCUGUUCAUCGGAGUCAAACUGAUUUUGCUUUUGUGGCUGGUAACUGGAUUGGUAAAUUCUUCUCCACUCAAACCCGUGGGAGCUUGGACCCCUAUGAAGGUCAAGAGAUUAUGGUGAGGGCCAUGUUGGCCUUCCUGCAGAAGCACCUUGACCUGAAAGAGGACUAUGACCAGUGGAACAGCCUCAUUGAAGGCAUCGGACCAUCGCUUACCCCAGGGGCCCCACACCAUCUGUCCAGCCUGUAGGCACAACCAGCCAUUUGUGAAAGGUCACUGGGCUGAGUUACCAUUUGGGGCCUUCACGGGGAUACCUGUAGCCUCCUAUCAAGAACUGGUUGAGAUGACCCUUCUUCACAGUUUGAGAGGAUGUAAUCACACUGCUGAUUGGAUAACUGGAUACUUUGAUCUUGGACUUGUUGAUUUUAAACUCAUGCUGAGACUUGGAUCACUUACUGAUUGGCACACUGGCUUUCUGGGAACUGAACCCUGAUGGUGUGGGGAACAAGCAGUGGGGUAGAGUUGGGGUGGGGGGUUUCUUCAAACCCCAAACUGAGCACUGUUAACUCAGUGGCCUAUUCCCUCCCCUUGAGCCAGUGUGGCUUCUGGCGUGGAAGAAAUUAAGCCAAAGGGUUGAAGUAAAUUUCCUACCUUCGAGACCUUUAGCCCAGCCUAGCACUGUCUCUUCUUACCUCUCAGCCUUCUCCCUCCCGAGGGCCACUUGGUAAGUUCUGAGCACUUUUGGAAACUUUCUAGGAUAUGGACCACCAUCAGAUUUUCCAUUUGUUUUUAAGCCUUCUUGUUGCAAGAAACAUGGUCAGGCCUCAGACUUGUGAGCCCACAGAGGAGGCAGCAACAUUGUCCUCACAGCAUAAGGAGAGAAACGAAGGGCCAGAGCGGUAUCAUAGAAGCUUGGAUGUCAUGGAGGUUUGCCAAAAGUCUAUCUUGACAAGAGUCAACACAAGUUGGUGGAGGUGAAGAAGAUAGAUUAAUGCCGUUAAGUGGCCAUUUGAAUAAGACACAAGGGGAUCCCUGGGUGGCGCACCGGUUUGGCGCCUGCCUUUGGCCCAGGGCGCGAUCCUGGAGACCCGGGAUUGAGUCCCGCGUCGGGCUCCCGGUGCAUAGAGCCUGCUUCUCCCUCUGCCUGUGUCUCUGCCUCUCUCUCUGUGUGUGUGUGACUAUCAUACAUAAAUAAAAAUUAAAAAAAAAUGAAUAAGACACAAGAGGGAGGACACAAGAGGGAGGCAGUUUGGUAAGUUAGAAUUCAGGCAGCCACCCCUAGAGAUGUCUAGGAAUACUUUGGUCUUGCCUCUUACAUCAGAUAUCAUGAGCCUCCAACUUGCUCAGAAUCAGGGUACUAUAGUUGUCUGUUUUCCGGCUCUUAGGCCCUAGCCUCAAAUGUAAGUCAAGAUAUAGGCUGAAUUUCCAUUCUGUUCCAUUUAUAAUACGAAUGAUAUUAAUACUCAUGUUUGCCUAAUGAUAUGUUGGAAUAUUUUCUUUAUUUAAUCUGCAUUAGAGCAAGAUGGCGAGCCAUCUGGAAGUAACUUUUCCUUCUGUCUUUCUUUGUUCGCUUACCACUUACGCCCAUGUGGAAAAAAAAAAAAAAAAACUUUAAAAGGAAAGGAAAUCUUCCUAGGGAUCUAACUCAGAGCUAUCCGAGAACAUCAACCUGAUACUCUCCUCUCCAUUCCUCUAGACUUCAUACCUCAGCCCAGGUAGGGGGCCCCAGACGAGGCAGGAGCAAAAGGGAAAUGCAUCUCUACACAGUAGAUCCAAGGUCAGUGCCACCGAAGCAACCUGGAACCAUGUCUCCCAUCUCUCAACAGCUAUUCUUUCUAAGACAUGAAACAUCAGAUCCACUGAGUCUGUGGACCUUGGGAAUUCACCUUAUAAAUUCCGGUGAGAUCGAACAUAAGGAAAAUAUCAUUCAUUAAACCACUGGGCUCUCAAA
Molecule: messenger RNA, 3920 nt
Organism: Nyctereutes procyonoides (raccoon dog)
Lineage: Eukaryota; Metazoa; Chordata; Mammalia; Carnivora; Canidae
Gene: PAFAH2
Product: platelet activating factor acetylhydrolase 2
Exons: 11
Coding region: 1040-2218 (392 amino acids)
Molecular function (GO): 1-alkyl-2-acetylglycerophosphocholine esterase activity
Source: RefSeq, a predicted model, not a curated record